Molecule: messenger RNA, 1345 nt
Organism: Aspergillus caelatus
Lineage: Eukaryota; Fungi; Ascomycota; Eurotiomycetes; Eurotiales; Aspergillaceae
Product: ceramidase
Exons: 4
Coding region: 162-1145 (327 amino acids)
Biological process (GO): ceramide biosynthetic process; ceramide catabolic process
Cellular component (GO): endoplasmic reticulum membrane
Source: RefSeq, a predicted model, not a curated record
CGAACGCCAGUCGACGCCUCUUCCUUUGUACAUCUCUUUCCUCUUUCUUCCCCUCUUUGUACCUGCCAUGCCCUCUUUUCUAUAACUCCACCCGAUAAUUAUCCCGUCACAACAGAGAUUGACCAUUAUCCGUGGACAGCCGGAGUCGGUCUCUACCCGUAAUGCCUGAGUGGCCUGCCCUUCCCUUCUUUCCAUAUCCUCCUUCAAAGGCUGGGUACUGGAGUCCCGUUACGUCGACCUUGAAUUGGUGCGAGGAGGAUUACUAUGCGACCAUCUACUCCGCCGAGAUUGUCAACGCUCUGACAAACCUUCUGUUCAUGUGGCUUGGAAUCAAAGGGCUACGCAGUUGCAGGCGCAAUGGACAUGAUUCGAUCUUUGAAGUGGCAUACUAUGGUUAUCUCCUAGUUGGAACGGGGAGUUUCCUGUUCCAUUCAACGCUAAAAUAUCCCAUGCAACUUGUCGACGAGCUUUCCAUGAUCUACACCACAUGUUUGAUGUGCUAUGCUUCCUUUUCUUACUCGAGACCGACAAGCGUCCGUGUAUUCUUAGCCAUUGCACUGACCAGUCUGGCCGUCUUCAUCACGCUCUAUUACCACUACCUUCAAGACCCCAUCUUCCAUCAGAAUGCAUAUGCUAUUCUGACCAUUGUCGUCGUCCUGCGGAGUAUGUACACCAUGGAGGUAACCCUUCGCCCUAAGUGGCGACACACCACCGAGGAGGACCGGAUAGCACGCGAGAAACAGGGUCUGCCCGUUCCCUCGAAGGAGCAUCAACAUUACGAGAAUGUGCGAGAUGUCAAGAUUUUGAAGACCAUGUGGUUCAUGGUUAUUUAUGGGCUGAGCAUGUUCCUCGGUGGCUUCCUUAUCUGGAAUCUGGAUAACCACUUUUGCACUAGGAUCCGCGGAUGGCGUCGGGUAGUGGGGCUUCCGUGGGGUAUGCUUCUAGAAGGUCAUGGCUGGUGGCAUCUUAUGACUGGUAUUGGUGCGUACCUCUAUAUUAUCUGGGGCAUUUGGCUGCGCCACUGUUUGAACAACCGUCAGGAAGAAUAUUACCUGUGGUGGCCGCAUUUAUGGAACUUUCCGGAGAUCAUCCGCAUUGGCUCCAAAGACAAGGGCGAAAAUGGCGUGGCCAAGAAAUCAAACUAGGCUAGUAUAACUGUUAUCACUGGCACCAUAUCCUUACUCCGUUUAAGCGAGCAUUGUGGCCAGGAGCUACGGUUGCUUGGCUAUGACCCUGGCAUCUAUGUUUUGUUUAUUCAUUAUAGACAUUGGUUUUGGCCUGGCCAGGACCUUAUUAUUAUAGAGAACAGGAUGAGAAAAAUGAAGAUGAUAUUACACCUCACAGC